AGUAUCUCUAAAGCAGCCGGCGUCUUUCUUUGGCCGACAUAUAGGAUUUCCUAUUACUUCUCCUUGGUUUUAUCUUUUGAGACCUGCUGGUUCUCUGUUUUUUAUUCUUUUUUUUUUCGAAAAUGGGCAUAGCUGGUUCUCUGUUUUGCUCUGUUUUUGUUUCAUGAAACUCUGUUUUUUGAGUUAUAGCUCUGUCUUUUCUAAUAGAAUGUUACUAAUAAGAGUUAAAAAAAAAAAAAAAGAAGCAACCGGCUGUUAUGGUAACCAUAAAUAAUAGGAAACUAUAACUGAAAUAUAGAAACUUUAUUUAUCCAAGUUUCCGAUUAUUAAUGUUUUCCAAUUUCUUUUUUUUUAUCGUCAUCUAUAUGUACAUACAUAUGUAUGUUACGGUUAUAAACCAUGUGAGCAUCUUACCUCUCUUUUGACAACCAGGUUCCACGACAAUGGCACUGAAGCUACCAUAUGAUUUGGAAGAGGAAAUUCUCGCCAGAGUUCCAUGGAAAUAUUUUGCAACGUUGAGAUGUGUAUGUAAGCUUUGGAAUAGUCUUAUAUUGGAAGAGAGACUCAACAAGAAGAACUUGUCGUUUCACAUGCACAGCUAUAGUGGUGAGCAUCGGUUUAUACUCAAAGACACUGGUCCUACGAUUUCUGCCGUGGGCAUUGAGGAGCAGAAAAACGUGGUCGAUCCUCCGUCCUUGAUCGUCCAAGACUUUACCCUUAUAAAAGCUCGAACAUGUAAUCCUGUUAGGGUGUACAAGACUGUUCAUUGCGACGGUUUGUUGUUGUGUGUCAUGGACAACCAGCUUGUGGUUAGGAACCCGUUACUGAAGGAAACAACCUGGAUCAAAUGCGGUAGUGACUUUCACCAACGAGAUGAUGCUUACAGCCUUGGAUACCUCAGCCACUGUGAUUACAGGAUCUUAAGGUUUCGUUGUGCUAGUAAUUCCAGAAAUAGACCUUCAAGGGUCGAGGUCUGUGAAGUUGCAUCCAAGACAUGGAAGGUUAUAGAUAACAUCAGUUUUGAUUGGUUCCUUAGCGUGCCGUUGUCGAUCCUCUCUCUGAGAGGAACUCCUUAUUGUAUAGGUCUUCGAGAAGAUCAUACAGCUUUUGUACAAAGCUAUGAUUUUUACAAAGAAAGGUUUCAGCCCAUAGAUGACUUGCCAUUCAGCUAUGAUGAGUUGAAUCCUAUUGCACUAGAGAUUUAUAAAGGAGAUAGGCUUUCGGUGUUGGAGCAAUGUCACAAAACAAGGAAGAUAUGCAUAUGGGUGAAGCAUUGGCUCAUGCUUACUUCUUGGACCAAAUUGGUGGUCGUGGACAUACCAGAGUUUCCGCUUAUAUAUCCACGUCUUGCCCUCCUUUCUACAAAUUAUUAUUUCGACAAAAACAAUAGGCUUGUUAUAACUUGUAAUGAUACUGACAUGAAGGGUCUAUCUAUUAUCAGAGUCAUCAACGACAGGGAGUUCCAAGUAAUUAAAGCUAAUGAAUGUGAAAUUUAUUUCCCUUUUUUAUGCAGCUACGUUCCAAGCUUGGUUAGGCUUCCAGGAUUUUGGAAGCAAGACACCAGUCGGAUUCGUUGGAGAAAACGUAGAUUCAACUAGUUUGUGUUUAAGAUA
Molecule: messenger RNA, 1613 nt
Organism: Brassica napus (rape)
Lineage: Eukaryota; Viridiplantae; Streptophyta; Magnoliopsida; Brassicales; Brassicaceae
Product: putative F-box/LRR-repeat/kelch-repeat protein At1g11620
Exons: 1
Coding region: 444-1598 (384 amino acids)
Molecular function (GO): protein binding
Source: RefSeq, a predicted model, not a curated record